GGCAGUAGCAAUAUUAUGGCAGUGUUUACCUGCACGCUACAAACCUAGGCAUUAAACUAACCCACAGCACACUGUAACACUACUGUACACAUGCUGUGCUGCUGGUAGUUGUGCUGUGACAGGGUCAGUGAUCGCAGGAAGCUGCGGCACAUCUCUCAGCUGCUGAUGGAGCACAUCCGACUACCAAAGGUGGAGAAUGUCAAGCUGCUUGACAGAGUCUCCCCCAGAAGGAGCAGGGUGGGCACCCUCUACCUGACAGCCACACACACCAUCUUUGUGGAGAACGAGGCAGGAGUGCGCAAUGAAACAUGGGUGCUUCACAGUUUAGUGUGCAGUGUGGAGAAACAAGCUGCCACAGCGUCAGGAUGUUCUCUGCUCAUUCACUGCAAGAACUUUCAGGUUCUGCAUUUUGUCUUGCCUCAAGAGCGGGAGUGCCAAGAUGUCCAUCUGUCCCUGCAGCGGCUCUCCCAGCCAGAAUGUUACGAGGAGCUGUAUUGCUUCGCCUAUAAGCCUAAUGUUGAUGAGGAGGAGAGACGGCAGGAAUGGGACUUCUUGAACCUUAAGGCUGAUUACAGCAGAAUGGGACUCCCAAACUCCCUGUGGAAACUCUCCUCUGUCAACCAACGCUACAAGGUGAGUGACACUUACCCUGCUGACCUGUUUGUGCCUGAGUCCGCCACACCUCCGGUCAUAGUGGGGAGCUCCAAGUUCAGAAGCAGAGGCAGAUUUCCCACUCUGUCAUACUACUCCAAAGAAAAUCAUGCUGCCAUCUGCCGAAGCAGCCAGCCCCUGUCAGGUUUCAGCGCUCGUUGCCUAGAGGAUGAACAGAUGCUGGAGGCCAUCUUGAGGUCCAACCCCCACAGCGACUUCAUGUAUGUGGUGGACACCAGGCCUAAGCUGAAUGCAAUCGCAAACCGAGCUGCAGGAAAAGGCUAUGAAAACGAAGACAACUACUCCAACAUUAAAUUCCAGUUCAUCGGCAUUGAGAACAUCCACGUCAUGAGAAACAGCCAACAAAAAAUGCUGGAAGUGUGUGAGCUGCGUUCCCCCUCCAUGUCUGACUUCCUGGAAGGUCUGGAGAACUCAGGCUGGCUAAAGCACAUCAAAGCUGUUUUGGAUGCAGGCAUCUUCAUCGCCAAGGCUGUUGCAGAGGAGGGCGUCAGUGUCCUGGUUCACUGUUCAGAUGGUUGGGACCGCACUGCUCAGGUGUGUUCAGUGGCCAGUGUGCUGCUGGAUCCGUACUACAGGACCCUCAGGGGACUCAUGGUCCUCAUUGAGAAAGACUGGAUCUCAUUUGGACACAAAUUCUCCCACAGAUGCAACCACCUGGUCGGAGACCCUAAGGAGGUGUCUCCCAUCAUCGAUCAGUUCCUGGAGUGCGUGUGGCAGCUCAUGGAGCAGUUCCCCUGUGCCUUUGAGUUCAAUGCGAGGUUCCUCAUCACCAUUCACAGCCACAUCUACUCCUGCCAGUAUGGCAACUUCAUUGGCAACAACCAGUGGGAGAGGAUAGAGCUGGGACUGCGUGAGAGGACUCACUCUUUGUGGAGUUAUCUAUGGAAGAACCAGGCAGACUACAUCAACCCUCUGUACCGGCCAGACCACAGCCAGACACAGGGUCUCCUCCGGCCGUCUACUGCCCCCUACUGCUUUAAGUUUUGGAGAGGGCUGUACAACCGCUUUGACCGAGGGAUGCAUCCUCGACAGUCUGUGGAGGAUUAUCUGAGAGCCAUCCAGGAGGAGACACAGCAGCUGGAGGAGCAGUUGGCUUCACACAAACAGAAAAUUGCUCAGCUGGAACAGGACCAGGAGUGGAGUGUUACCCAAAAAGCAACCGCCUUUGAUAAGAGCCCCACAGCAUGGGCUCUGGGUAACGACCUCGGUCUGGCCAACACCCCUCAGGACUACACCGGGGGCUUCUUCACCAGCAGCCCCUGUCAGCCCAAAGCACCAGACAGCAGCCUGAUCCUGCCGACCCAGGACUUGAACCAAACAUCUGAAUCCAACCUCUCCAACGGCAGCGACCAGGAGUCAGGGAUCGCAGACGUGAGCUGUCGUUCCCCUCUUAGUGAGGACAGCACCAGGGAUCCAGACUCUGAUGAAGCUGCCUACUCAACUGCCUGAUCAAAUGUAGCACAUAGUGGAAGGUGUAGCAUCAACCCUCCGUCCACUGUGCCACUGAACAAACACUACUGUACCUUUUUUACACUCAACAAGUAACCCAGCUAUUGGCCAACUCCAGUGAAAAGUUUUAUUGGGUUACACAAGUGACUUGCACUCCUGUUUGCAUGUGGUGUGGUGGGCCCUCUCUGUUGCCACAUACAUACUAAUUAAUAGUUAUUUACUGUAGCUGACCACAUUUUACUUCUUAUCCCGGUACAAUGCUAAAAGUAAUAACACAACUGGAUAUUGCUCACUGUCAUGUAUCUUGUUGAUGGCAGUUAACCCAUAAGAGUCUCCACAAAAAGUUGAAAAUAGUUUGAUGCCUCCAUGGCCAGUGAACAGUUUAACGUUGGAGAUAUUUCAGCCACGAUUAUAUUGAAAGCCUAAGGUGAACAAAAACAAGUUUACGAGAGUAAAGAAUGAGUUAAGAA
Messenger RNA from Epinephelus lanceolatus (giant grouper), 2591 nucleotides. RefSeq names its product myotubularin related protein 7a (gene mtmr7a). Lineage: Eukaryota; Metazoa; Chordata; Actinopteri; Perciformes; Serranidae. Gene Ontology annotation, molecular function: phosphatidylinositol-3,5-bisphosphate phosphatase activity; phosphatidylinositol-3-phosphate phosphatase activity. Gene Ontology annotation, biological process: phosphatidylinositol dephosphorylation. Gene Ontology annotation, cellular component: cytoplasm. The record is from RefSeq and is a predicted model, not a curated record.